Messenger RNA from Dama dama (fallow deer), 465 nucleotides. Its product is annotated as small ribosomal subunit protein uS10-like. NCBI's taxonomy places the organism in Eukaryota, Metazoa, Chordata, Mammalia, Artiodactyla, Cervidae. Gene Ontology annotation, cellular component: ribosome; cytosolic small ribosomal subunit. Gene Ontology annotation, molecular function: RNA binding; structural constituent of ribosome. The coding region runs from base 43 to 402 and encodes 119 amino acids. Gene Ontology annotation, biological process: translation. The record is from RefSeq and is a predicted model, not a curated record. The transcript has a single exon.
UCUCGCUGAGGAACAAGUCGGUCAGGAAGCCACGCCGCAGCCAUGGCCUUUAAAGACACCGGCAAGACUCCCGUGGAGCCAGAGGUGGCCAUUCACCGGAUUAGGAUCACCCUCACCAGCCGCAACGUGAAGUCUCUGGAGAAGGUGUGUGCUGACUUGAUCAGAGGCGCGAAGGAAAAGAAUCUCAAAGUGAAAGGACCAGUUUGGAUGCCUACCAAGACUCUGAGAAUAACUACAAGGAAAACUCCUUGUGGUGAAGGUUCUAAGACUUGGGAUCGAUUCCAAAUGAGGAUCCACAAGCAACUCAUUGACCUGUACAGCCCCUCUGAAAUUGUCAAGCAGAUCACUUCCAUCAGUAUUGAGCCAGGAGUCGAGGUGGAAGUCACCAUUGCCGAUGCCUAAAUCAAUCUUUUUAAUAAAUCGAUAAUCAGUUGUUAAAAAAAAAAAAAAAAUUUAAGUUUCCCA